Cyprinodon variegatus (sheepshead minnow) is the source of this 1155-nucleotide messenger RNA. RefSeq names its product deoxycytidine kinase-like. Lineage: Eukaryota; Metazoa; Chordata; Actinopteri; Cyprinodontiformes; Cyprinodontidae. Gene Ontology annotation, molecular function: deoxyguanosine kinase activity; ATP binding. Gene Ontology annotation, biological process: nucleobase-containing compound metabolic process. The transcript is spliced from 8 exons. The record is from RefSeq and is a predicted model, not a curated record. Gene Ontology annotation, cellular component: mitochondrion; cytoplasm. The coding region runs from base 89 to 868 and encodes 259 amino acids.
UUAAGCUGAGAAGCGGCUCGCGGGUUUUUACUAUCCCAGCGCGCGCAGAGAAGCAGCCGAACCUUUGUCCUGCUGGUUCCGACCCAACAUGGCCACCCCUCCUAAGCGGCUCCGUGGUUCUUCACGCAGACACCGGAAGGUCUCCAUCGAGGGGAACAUCGCUGCAGGGAAAUCUACCUUCGUCCGCCUGCUGCAGGCCUCCUCCUGCUCCUCGGACUGGGAGGUGAUCCCAGAACCGAUCGGGAAAUGGUGCAACGUCCAGAACAGUGAGGACAUCUACCAGGAGCUGAGUUCCUCGCAGAAGAGUGGAGGGAACCUCCUGCAGAUGUUGUACGACAAACCGAGCCGCUGGGCAUACACCUUCCAGAGCUACGCCUGCCUCAGCAGAGUUCGUUCUCAGCUUCAGUCUCCGUCAGCUAAACUACUCCAGGCAGAAAACCCGGUUCAGUUCUACGAGCGAUCCGUUUACUCAGACAGGUUGGUGUUUGCAUCCAGCCUGUUUGAGAGUGGCGACCUGCUGGAGACGGAGUGGAGCGUCUACCAGGACUGGCACAGCUGGCUGCUGAAGCAGUUCGAGGCCGACAUCGCACUGGACGGCAUCAUCUACCUCAGAGCCCCCCCAAAGCGCUGCAUGCAGCGGCUGCUGCACCGCGGCCGCGAGGAGGAGCAGGGCGUUCCUCUGGAGUACCUGGAGCAGCUUCACCUCAAACACGAGGCGUGGCUCUACCACAGGAACCUCAGGAUGGACUUUGAGUACCUCCAAGACCUUCCUGUCUUGGUUCUGGAUGUGGAUAAAGACUUCCAGAACGAUCCGAUCAAGCAGGAGGACAUCCUAGAAAAGGUCAAAGACUUCCUCACCCUGUUGUGAAGCUCUUCCAAUCAGAGCUCAGAGUGUCAGCAUCCAGGCUCCUGAUUGGUCAGCAGCUCUGGGUUUUUUGUAAAGUUUAAUUUUUUUAUUUUUUUUAUUUGGAGAGAAAAAAAAGUCCUGUGUGUGUGUGUAUAGACAAUGGUGUGAUCUUUUUUUUUUUUUUCUACAUGCCAGCUCCUUCGGGUUUCUUCUGCUCUUAACUGCACGAAACGUUCGAGCAGAACGAGUCGUGAUGUUUUCAGGGUCACAGCUAGCUUCUGUAAAUAAAUGAAAUCUGACCCAAACUG